GACGUCAUCGAGGCGAGAGAGGCGGAGCCGCGGACAGUGGGCGGGAGGCUGCCAACGGUUUUGAGCGUAGGGGGAGGCGUGAGAGGGGGAUCUCAGGGGAGGAGGUCAAUCGCUUGCCCCCCACUUUGGCAAAUUGGGGACUGAGGACUGGAAGGGUGGAGAGUAGGCGGAACCAGGUGGUCGUCGGGGCAGAGGAUCUCGGGCUAGGCUUGAGGGCGGCGUGCUUCUUAGGGACGACUUAGGGCGUGACUGAGGGUUCACAAGGUUUCUUUUGGGGUGGUCGGGAGGGAGAGAUUCUAGGGAACAAGGAAGCUCGCUAUGGCUUUCUUGCCAGGAGGGGUCGAAGGGAAAGUACAAGGGAGCUGACCCUGGGUAGAACGGGUGAAGGGAUGGGGGAGCGUGAGGUUCCGCCCUCUCUUGAGACUGGAGCCAAUUGAGGGACUAGUAGGGCAGGGGGACAGAAAUUGGGCUCCUAGUGGAUUUGGGUCCGUUUGCGUUGGGAGUUUUGGGUGUGAGAGCUUAAGAGCUCAGUUGACCGGGGAUAGCCUGUGCCGGAGUUAGUUGGUCCGCAGCUUCCAGCACUCGUAGUCGGGAAGAGGAGCUUCAGCAGCGCUGUUGUCCCACAGUACGUCUUCUGUCCGCACCCGCUCUGCGCUGCACCCUCUUAACGCUGUUCCCAGGAGCUGGGGAAAGGGAUGCUUUUGCCCACUCCCAUGGCCCCUGGAACUGGUGGAAACCUUUCCUCUAACCAGAAAGCCUCGAUACCCUUAAUUCACCAAGGAUCCUUGGCGUGGAGUCUUCCUCCCUUCUCCCAAGUCUUUCUCCGUGAACUUUUCCUCCUGGACUUUGCUAAAGCAGAACCUCCCAGCUCUUUGCUGUCUCCGGUGUCUCUUCCCUGUAUUCAUGGCAACAUCAGCUGACAGCCCCAGUUCACCCCUCGGGGCGGAGGAUCUCCUGAGUGAUUCAUCAGAACCCCCUGGGCUCAACCAAGUGUCGUCUGAAGUGACCUCCCAGCUCUAUGCUUCUUUGCGCCUCAGCCGGCAGGCGGAGGCCACGGCCCGAGCCCAGCUGUAUUUACCCUCCACCUCCCCGCCUCAUGAAGGGUUAGACGGCUUAGCCCAAGAAUUGAGUCGAAGCUUGUCAGUCGGAUUGGAAAACAACUUGAAGAAAAAGGAUGGUUCUAAGCAUAUCUUUGAGAUGGAAAGUGUUCGGGGUCAGCUCCAGACCAUGCUCCAAACCUCACGUGAUACAGCCUAUCGGGAUCCUCUCAUUCCUGGCGCUGGCUCAGAGAGACGGGAAGAGGACUCCUUUGACAGUGAUAGCACAGCCACCUUGCUCAACACCCGGCCCCUGCAAGACUUGUCUCCAUCUAGCUCAGCCCAAGCCCUGGAGGAGCUGUUUCCCCGCUACACCAGCCUUCGGCCAGGGCCUCCACUCAAUCCCCCAGAUUUUCAGGGGCUGAGAGAUGCAUUGGAUUCAGAGCAUACCCGCCGCAAGACCUAUUCUGUUCUUGGGACCCAAGCUUCUUGGCUCCAGCCCACUCCCCCACUAGAGGAGCUGGAAAGUUUGGUGCUGUGGUCGUACCAAAGAUGGGCAACACCCAGACUCCUCACCCUUUUCCCCAGCAUUGUGAGCGCCAUAUUCAGAGCCUGCAGACCCGAGUGUUAGAGCUACAGCAACAAUUAGCCGUGGCUGUGGCUGCCGACCGCAAGAAAGAUACCAUGAUUGAACAACUGGACAAGACCCUGGCCCGUGUGGUGGAGGGCUGGAACCGGCAUGAGGCUGAGCGGACAGAGGUUCUCAGGGGACUUCAAGAGGAACACCAGGCAGCAGAGCUCACCAGAAGCAAGCAGCAGGAGACAGUAACCCGCCUGGAACAAAGCCUUUCCGAGGCCAUGGAGGCCCUGAAUCGUGAGCAGGAAAGUGCCAGACUGCAGCAACGGGAAAGAGAGACACUGGAGGAGGAAAGGCAAGCUCUGACUCUGAGGUUGGAGGCAGAACAGCAGCGGUGCUGUGUCCUGCAGGAAGAGCGGGAUGCAGCUCGGGCUGGGCAACUGAGUGAGCAUCGAGAGUUGGAGACUCUUCGGGCUGCCCUAGAAGAAGAACGGCAGACCUGGGCCCAGCAAGAGCACCAGCUUAAGGAACACUACCAGGCGCUGCAGGAGGAGAGCCAGGCUCAGUUGGAAAGGGAGAAGGAGAAGAGCCAGAGGGAAGCCCAGGCCGCCUGGGAGACCCAGCACCAGUUGGCAUUGGUGCAGUCUGAGGUGCGGCGGCUGGAAGGAGAGCUGGAUACAGCUCGGAGAGAGAGAGAUGCCCUGCAGCUGGAAAUGAGCUUGGUGCAGGCCCGGUAUGAAAGCCAGCGGAUCCAGCUGGAGUCGGAGCUGGCUGUGCAGCUGGAGCAGCGGGUGACAGAGCGGCUGGCGCAGGCUCAGGAGAGCAGCCUACGGCAAGCAGCCUCCCUCAGGGAACAUCACAGGAAGCAGCUGCAGGACCUGAGUGGACAGCACCAGCAGGAGCUGGCCAGUCAGCUAGCUCAGUUCAAGGUGGAAAUGGCAGAACGAGAGGAACGGCAACAGCAGGUGGCUGAGGACUACGAGCUCAGACUGGCCCGGGAGCAAGCGCGAGUGUGCGAACUGCAGAGUGGGAACCAGCAGCUGGAGGAGCAGCGGGUGGAGCUGGUGGAAAGACUGCAGGCCAUGCUGCAGGCCCACUGGGAUGAGGCCAACCAGCUGCUCAGCACCACUCUCCCGCCGCCCAACCCUCCAGCUCCUCCUGCUGGACCCUCCAGCCCUGGGCCUCAGGAGCCGGAGAAGGAGGAGAGGAGGGUCUGGACUAUGCCUCCCAUGGCCGUGGCCCUGAAGCCUGUAUUGCAGCAGAGCCGGGAAGCAAGGGACGAGCUACCUGGAGCGCCUCCUGUUCUUUGCAGUUCCUCCUCAGAUCUUAGCCUCCUGUUGGGCCCCUCUUUUCAGAGCCAGCAUUCUUUCCAGCCCCUGGAGCCCAAACCAGACCUCACUUCAUCCACAGCUGGGGCCUUCUCUGCACCUGGGGCCUUCCAUCCCGAUCAUAGGGCAGAAAGGCCAUUCCCUGAGGAAGAUCCUGGACCUGACGGGGAGGGCCUCCUAAAGCAAGGGCUGCCGCCUGCUCAGCUGGAGGGCCUCAAGAAUUUUUUGCACCAGUUGCUGGAGACAGUGCCCCAGAACAAUGAGAACCCUUCUGUCGACCUGUUGCCCCCUAAGUCUGGUCCUCUGACUGUCCCAUCUUGGGAGGAAGCCCCUCAAGUGCCACGUAUUCCACCGCCUGUCCACAAAACCAAAGUUCCCUUAGCCAUGGCAUCCAGUCUUUUCCGGGUCCCUGAGCUUCCCUCCUCCCAUUCACAAGGCAGUGGUCCCAGCAGUGGUUCCCCAGAGAGAGGUGGAGAUGGGCUUACAUUCCCAAGGCAGCUGAUGGAGGUGUCUCAACUGUUGCGACUCUACCAGGCUCGGGGCUGGGGGGCUCUGCCUGCUGAGGAUCUCCUGCUCUACCUGAAGAGGCUGGAACACAGCGGGUACAAGCCUGGGAGGAAGGAGGAAGGAUUCUCCGGCAGGACUGAUGGCCGAGGGGAUAAUGUCCCCAGAAGGAACACAGACUCGCGCUUGGGUGAGAUCCCCCGGAAAGAGAUUCCCUCCCAGGCUGUCCCUCGCCGCCUUGCUACAGCCCCCAAGACUGAAAAACCUCCCGCACGGAAGAAAAGUGGGCACCCUGCCCCGAGUAGCAUGAGGAGCCGGGGGGGAGUCUGGAGAUGAGCCCCCCUACCCUCUCUCCUCUUUGUUCUCUCGUUGUUGUUAUUUUAAUAAAUGCUCAAUAGUCUGUA
This is a messenger RNA of Pan troglodytes (chimpanzee), 3850 nucleotides long. RefSeq names its product centrobin, centriole duplication and spindle assembly protein (gene CNTROB). The record is from RefSeq and is a predicted model, not a curated record. Gene Ontology annotation, cellular component: centrosome; centriole. Gene Ontology annotation, biological process: mitotic cytokinetic process; regulation of cilium assembly; centrosome separation. The coding region runs from base 1590 to 3782 and encodes 730 amino acids. NCBI's taxonomy places the organism in Eukaryota, Metazoa, Chordata, Mammalia, Primates, Hominidae. The transcript has 19 exons.